AGCAGACAUCACAUGUAUCAAGAUGGCUGCUUCUGUGUCAAGGGUUAUGCUUCGAGCUCCUGUUUUAAGGCAUUUAAGUGUGCGUAGUUGUUAUUCCAAUACCCGUGGAAAUUUAAAGUUAGACAAGAAUACUAAAGUAAUUUGUCAAGGUUUUACUGGGAAACAGGGUACUUUUCACAGUCAACAGGCAAUAGAGUAUGGAACUAAAUUGGUUGGUGGUGUUUCACCUAAUAAAGCUGGUUCAAAGCAUCUGGGUCUUCCAGUGUUUAAAUCUGUGAAGGAGGCUGUUGAACAAACUGGGGCUACAGCUACAGUUAUCUAUGUGCCAGCUUCUGGGGCAGCCACUGCCAUCCUGGAGGCCAUUGAGGCAGAAAUUCCAUUGGUAGUUUGCAUAACUGAAGGUAUUCCACAGCAGGAUAUGGUACGAGUGAGGCAUAAGUUGACUGCACAGAAUAAGACCCGUCUUGUGGGCCCCAACUGUCCUGGAAUCAUAAAGCCUAAUGCUUGCAAAAUUGGGAUCAUGCCUGGACACAUCCACCAGACAGGAAAAAUAGGCAUUGUGUCACGUUCUGGUACUUUGACCUAUGAAGCUGUACAUCAAACGACAGUGACUGGUUUAGGUCAGUCUUUGUGCAUUGGUAUUGGUGGAGAUCCUUUCAAUGGAACAAAUUUUAUAGAUUGUUUAGAAAUAUUCCUAAAAGAUCCUGAAACAGAGGGCAUAAUUUUGAUAGGAGAGAUUGGUGGUGUUGAAGAAGAAAAAGCAGCUGAAUAUUUGACGAAACAUAAUACAGGUUCCAAUGCUAAGCCCGUAGUAUCCUUUAUUGCUGGCCUGACUGCCCCUCCUGGUAGAAGAAUGGGUCACGCUGGUGCUAUUAUAUCUGGUGGGAAAGGAGGGGCUCAAGAAAAAAUUGAAGCUCUAACUUCGGCCGGAGUCGUUGUCACAAGAUCGCCUGCUCAAAUGGGCUCCACCAUCUUGCAGUAUGUCAAACCAUAAUUUCUGUGAUGCUAUUCAUAAAGUCCAAUUAGCAAAACACCUGACCCUUCAAAGGAAGCCUAUCCAUCCUUUUGGAUCUCAUGUCUGCAACUUUUCCUGGAAUUUUGUACAUUUUUCUAGCUCUCAUCCUAAAAUUGGCAUUCUCUUCUGACUGAAAAUUAGCUAUCCGUGACUAUCAAAAAUGUUGUUGAUGUUUUUAAUUUGAUAAGUUGUGCUGGAAUAAAUUAUUUAUUUAUCCCAA
Messenger RNA from Uloborus diversus, 1235 nucleotides. It is a transcript of the gene Scsalpha1, whose product is annotated as succinate--CoA ligase [ADP/GDP-forming] subunit alpha, mitochondrial-like. Gene Ontology annotation, cellular component: succinate-CoA ligase complex (ADP-forming); mitochondrion. Gene Ontology annotation, molecular function: succinate-CoA ligase (GDP-forming) activity; succinate-CoA ligase (ADP-forming) activity. Bases 23 to 994 code for a protein of 323 amino acids. Gene Ontology annotation, biological process: tricarboxylic acid cycle. NCBI's taxonomy places the organism in Eukaryota, Metazoa, Arthropoda, Arachnida, Araneae, Uloboridae. The record is from RefSeq and is a predicted model, not a curated record. The transcript is spliced from 9 exons.